This is a messenger RNA of Impatiens glandulifera, 605 nucleotides long. Its product is annotated as protein RESPONSE TO LOW SULFUR 3-like. The coding region runs from base 58 to 336 and encodes 92 amino acids. The record is from RefSeq and is a predicted model, not a curated record. The transcript has a single exon. Gene Ontology annotation, biological process: cellular oxidant detoxification. NCBI's taxonomy places the organism in Eukaryota, Viridiplantae, Streptophyta, Magnoliopsida, Ericales, Balsaminaceae.
UUGUUUCCAUUUUUUUAUUAUUAUUAUUAUUAUUAUUAUUAUUAUUUCUAAAUAAAAAUGGGUUCGGAAAUGGAGGUGGUGUUGAUGAGGAGGAACGAGGAAUUGGAAAAGGAAUUGAAGAAGAGUGUAGAGAGAGAGGAGAAGAUGAGGGCGGAGCUGGAGCGGACUUCACGGCGGCUUCGGGUGGCGGAGGACGCAGAGGAGCGGCUCUGUUCGCAACUCGGCGAGCUUGAAGCCGAAGCCGUCGAUCAGGCAAGGGAGUAUCGUACUCGCGUUUUAUCACUCAUGGAUCAACUCGCCGCCGCCCAGACGCUACUCAUCUCCUCAUCGCAUUAAUAAUAAACAAAUUAAUUAAUACAAAAUAAUUAAAGAUGCGAUCGAUCGGAGAUACAGUUUUUUCGUUGCUUUUUUUAUUUAUAUAUGGGAAAUUUAUAGAAAUCAAGUUAACCAGAUGAAAAAAAAAAUCUAUUGAUUUGGGGUUUGUAAUUGUUCCAUGUGGUUAUUGUAACAUUUGUAUAAUUAAUUGUGUGAAUUCAUAUAUAUUUAUUUAAUUGAUUUUAAAAGUUGUAAUUUUUAUUCACUUCUAAUUUAAAUUGUAAUUAUAA